AUGGCUCCACCUCUCAUCACAAACAAGGCCUCAGGCGGCUGCCUUCUCUUCUUCCUCCUAUUCUCUUCAUUCUCAGCCCUCUCGUUCGCCUUAACCGAUGCUGAAGUCGCCUUCAUAGCUCACCGCCAGCUCCUGACUCUCCCGGAGGGCGGUGACCUUCCUGAAAACUAUGAGGUUCAAGUGGAUGCCAAGCUCAACUUUGAAAACAACAGGCUCAAAAACGCUUAUGUUGCUCUUCAGGCCUUGAAGAAGGCCAUCUUCUCCGACCCUUUUGGCUUCACAGUCAAUUGGGAAGGUGCAAAUGUUUGCUCCUACAAAGGGGUCUUCUGUGCACCGGCGCUUGACGAUGAAAAACUGACCGUUGUGGCCGGUUUGGACCUGAACCAUGCCGACAUUGCUGGCCAUCUCCCUGUCGAAAUGGGGCUCUUGACUGAUGCUGCUCUCAUCCACCUCAACUCCAACAGGUUCUGCGGCAUUAUCCCACGGAGCUUCAGGAGACUGAUACUUAUGCAUGAGUUUGAUGUCAGCAACAACCGCUUCGUCGGCUCCUUCCCUGUGGUGGUCCUCGAAUGGCCUAGUUGCAAGUACCUUGAUCUCCGGUACAACGAUUUCGAAGGAGAGCUGCCUCCAGAGCUUUUCUACAAGGAGCACGAUGCCUUGUUCUUGAACCACAACCGAUUCACAUCAAUAAUUCCAGACACCUUGGGCCACUCCACGGUUUCUGUAGUGAAUUUUGGGUUCAACAACUUCACUGGUUGCAUACCACGAAGCAUUGGGAACAUGAAAAAUCUGAAUGAGAUUAUUUUCAUGAACAACCAACUUGGUGGCUGCUUCCCUCCUGAGAUUGGAAACCUUGGAAAUCUGCAGGUUCUUGAUGUGAGCAACAAUGUGUUUAUUGGUUCCUUCCCAAAGACCUUCUUGGAGCUCCGCAGCAUAGAGGAAUUGGCUGUUGGGUACAACAGGUUGACAGGGUUUGUGACUGAAAAGAUUUGCUCCUUGCCUAAGUUGGCCAAUUUCACAUUUGCUUACAAUUAUUUCAGUGGAGAAGCUCAGAAAUGUAUGCCAAAUCCCAAACGUGAGGUGAACUUUGAUGACACGGGCAACUGCAUGCCCGGCAGGCCCAAGCAAAAGAAUACCAAGACUUGCUUCCCAGUGGUCACUAAGCCUGUGGAUUGCAGCAAGCAUUGUGGUGGUGGUUCUUCAACCCAGGAUAAGCCAAGACACCAAGGCCUCAACCACCUCAGACGCCAAAGACCGAGAAGCCUCCGACACCCAAGGCUGAGCCACCACCGACACCAAAGGCAGAGCCACCUCCCAUGUCUAAAGUCGAGCCACCUCCCACACCUAAGGCAGAGCCACCUCCCACCCCCAAAGCCGAGCCACCUCCCAAGCCAAAGGCGAGCCACCACCCACACCCAAGGCCGAGCCACCACACACGCCAAAGGCCGAGCCACCUCCAACACCAAAGGCCGAGCCACCACCCACACCCAAGGCCGAGCCACCUCCAACACCCAAGGCCAAGCCACCUCCAACACCCAAGGCCGAGCCACCUGCCACACCAAAGGCUGA
Prunus armeniaca (apricot) is the source of this 1569-nucleotide messenger RNA. NCBI's taxonomy places the organism in Eukaryota, Viridiplantae, Streptophyta, Magnoliopsida, Rosales, Rosaceae. The record is from the annotation of a GenBank genome assembly.